AUGGCUGAAAAACGAAAGAAGGUUGUGUUAACGAUUCCACAAAAAAUAGAAAUGAUUUCUAAAAUAGAAAAUGGCGCAUCAAGAAAGCAGAUGUGUUUACAAUACGGGAUUGGGGAAACAACAGUGCGAGAUGUUUUAAAGCAAAAAGAAAAGUUAUUGGCUUUUGCAACAGUUUCAAACAGUGUUUCUGGAAUGAAAAAACGAAAAACAAUGAAGAAAUCCACGUACAGUGAACUUGACUCGGCAUUAGCGGAGUGGCUAGCUCAAGAGCGAAGUGAAGGCACUCCUGUAUCCGGUCCUAACAUUGCAGCUAAAGCAAAAGUCUUCUUUGAUUUGUUAGGACUGGAAGGAAAUUUUGAUGCGUCGUCCGGUUGGUUACAUCGUUUUAAGAAACGUUAUGGAAUUAGGGAGAUAGGUCUUCAUGGGGAAAAGCUGAGCGGUGAUCAACAAGCAGCUGACGAUUUUCAACGUGAUUUUGAAAAGUUUGUAAUGUCGGAAGAUUUGUCACCAGAACAAAUUUAUAAUGCUGAUGAAUCAGGGCUUUUUUGGAAGUGUCUUCCCACUCGCACUUUAGCAUUUGAAAGUGAACAUAAAGCGGCAGGACACAAAAGUAGCAAGGAAAGAAUCACAAUCUUGCCAUGCAGCAAUGCUGCUGGUACCCACAAACUGAAACUUCUUGUAAUCGGUAAAUCUAAGAAACCAAGGUCUUUUAAGGGGACAAGAGCAGACAAUUUACCAGUCGAUUAUUUCAAUCAAAAAAAAGGUUGGAUGAACCAGCAGAUUUUUCAAGAAUGGUUUGAAAAGAUUUUUGUGCCUCAAGUACGUAAACACCUUGAUUCAAAGAAUUUACCAAGAAAGGCCGUUUUAUUAAUUGACAACGCGCCUUCACACCCUGCCGCAAGUGUGCUUAAAUCUUCUGAUGAACAAAUUUUUGCAAAGUUUUUGCCCCCAAAUGUUACUGCGCUCAUACAGCCUAUGGACCAGGGGGUCAUUGCAACUGUGAAGAGGAUAUACAGAACAAAGUUGGUAAAAACAAAAAUUGAAGAAGGUUACGAUUUUAAGCAGCUUUGGAAGAUGUAUACAAUUUUGGAUAGCAUUUACGAUAUUGCGUUUGCAUGGGAUUGUAUUAAACCGUCAACCCUCGUCAAAUCGUGGAGAAAACUCUUUCCAAAUAUUGAAGUAAAUGUCAACCAAAACAUUGGUGAAGAACAUAAUGAAGAUAUGCCUAUCGCUGCACUUAUUGACUUAGUGACAUCCGUUCCGGGAGGUGAGAAUGUAAAUCAAGAAAACAUAGAAGAGUGGCUGGAAUGUGACAAAAAUGAGCCAGGGUUUGAACGACUAUCUGACGUAGAAAUAACAAACAAAGCAAUGGGAGUGAACGAAGAAAACGAAGAAAUUGAAAGUGAAGAAGGCGAGGUGCUUGCGCGGAUGACACAUGAAACUGCUUUGCAGCAUGUAGACGGAUUGCUUCAAUAUUUAGAGGAGCAAGACGACGCACAUCUGGCAGAAAAACUUAUGCUAAGGAACGUACAAUCCAGAAUAAAGAAAAGGUGCUUCCAAAGCAAGAAGCAAAAGCUAGUGACCGAUUUUUUUAAAAAGAUGUAA
This is a messenger RNA of Onthophagus taurus, 1605 nucleotides long. RefSeq names its product jerky protein homolog-like. Gene Ontology annotation, molecular function: DNA binding. The record is from RefSeq and is a predicted model, not a curated record. NCBI's taxonomy places the organism in Eukaryota, Metazoa, Arthropoda, Insecta, Coleoptera, Scarabaeidae. Gene Ontology annotation, cellular component: nucleus.